AUACACAUGAUUGGAUAUUUUUAUUCUUUUCUUGGUAUCUAAUAAAUUCAAAAGAGAAUAAUCAAUAAUUAUCUUCAGUUUUAUUAAUUUUCUUUCGCAGCCAAAGUUUAAAUGUAACAUUUGUUUAGAGACUAUAUCUAGUGACGUCACUCGCGAACUAAUAUGAUGUUGGUAGUUGUUGUUGUUUGUCCCAAAUUCUGAGGAGAAAGUUGAAAAACUUGGAACUCAAUCUUGCUGAUUUAUGACGGAUAACGAAAGCUGCAAGCAUUCUUCAACUAAGGAAUAAAGUCAGAAAGGCGUUGGGCCGGGCACCAAAAAUGGCGACUAUAGGGGAGCAGGUCCCGAUCAGUAGUCACACAUUGGAUAAAGCCACGAAGGCCAAGAUAACACUCGAAACAUACUAUAGUAACUUGAUAUCUCAGGCUGAGGAGAGAGAAAACAGAUAUCGUCUCCUGGAACAGUCUAUGGAUGAUGAAGGAUUAACAGAUGAUCAGAAAAAAGACAGACGCAUACAACAUGCAACCAAAGAAACAGAAUUCCUUCGCUUGAAGCGGUCACGGUUAGGUAUUGAAGAUUUCGAGGCUUUAAAAGUCAUUGGAAAAGGUGCUUUUGGAGAGGUACGAUUAGUGCAAAAGAAGGACACAGGUCAUGUAUAUGCCAUGAAGAUCCUACGUAAGGAGGACAUGUUGGAGAAGGAACAAGUUGCUCAUGUAAGAGCAGAGAGAGACAUUCUUGUAGAGGCUGACCACAUGUGGGUUGUGAAAAUGUACUACUCGUUCCAAGAUGUACAGAAUCUAUACCUCAUAAUGGAGUUCCUACCAGGAGGAGACAUGAUGACCCUCCUGAUGAAAAAAGACACACUAUCAGAAGAAGCGACUCAGUUCUAUGUUGCUGAGUCAAUACUUGCAAUAGAUUCCAUCCACAGACUUGGUUUUAUACAUAGAGAUAUAAAACCAGAUAAUCUGUUAUUAGAUUCAAAAGGACAUAUAAAGCUCUCAGAUUUUGGGCUAUGUACAGGUUUAAAAAAGUCACAUAGGACAGAAUUCUACAAAGAUCUUUCUCAGGCCAAACCAAUAGACUUCACAGCUCAGGCCACAGUGUCAUCAAAUCCCAUGGACUCCAAGAGGAAGGCAGAGAGUUGGAAGAAAAAUAGGAGAGCCCUGGCAUAUUCCACAGUAGGGACUCCAGAUUAUAUUGCACCAGAGGUGUUUUUAAAAACUGGUUAUACAGAGUCAUGUGACUGGUGGUCACUGGGGGUCAUCAUGUAUGAGAUGCUUAUAGGUUACCCUCCAUUCUGCUCUGAAAGCCCACAGGAAACAUACAGAAAAGUAAUGAACUGGCAGGAUACAUUGAUCUUUCCACCAGAGGUACCCAUUUCAACAGAGGCUAGAGAUUUAAUACAGAAGUUUUGCUGUGAUAUGGAACACAGGAUUGGUGCUAGAGGCGUAGAUGAAAUAAAGUCACAUCCAUUCUUUAAACAUAUAGACUGGGAACAUAUAAGGGAUCGACCUGCAGUAGUACAUGUAAAUGUCAAAAGUAUAGAUGAUACUUCAAACUUUGAUGAAUUCCCUGAAGUAGAUUUAAAACCCCCCUCCCCAUAUCAGCAUACACAAUCUGAGGAAAAUAAAGUGAAUGACUGGGUAUUUAUAAACUAUACAUUCAAACGUUUCGAAGGCCUAACUCAGCGAGGGGUGCUAAGGCCACAGAUUCCUAUGUCAAAAAGCUAGGCAAUUAUUUUUACGACAUGUACAUAGCUCAAUUUGUUGAAUGGGAGGACUAAUGUGGAAUUAGGUGAAAAAAAGUAUAUUCUUCUGGUGUCAUAGGCUUUUUAUGUGAUAAACAUUUCAUAGAGUGGUUGGGAACCACAAUUUUAAAAACGUACCCUGAUAUGGGAUCAUGUGAAUUGUUACAUAAUGUUCAUUCCUCAGCCAUACAUUUGGAUCAUGGAUUAAUGUCAUACAUAUAAUAUAUCACAGAGGAAGUCAUACUUCUAUCAUAUAGGAGCAGUAUUUGAAACAUUAUUACAUACCUCAGGCAGGACAACAAAAUCAACAUGACAAAUAGAGCCUAAAUGGAUGUCAAAUAAAGCCUAAAUAGAUGGCAGUUCAGCCAAAAUGAAUGACAAAUAAAGCCUAAGCCGAUAUAUGGAUGUAUAUUGAAUACAAUUUUUCACAGACAUGAUACAUUUUUGUGACAUAAUUUGAGGAGUAAUACAAGACCUCCCAAUGUGAAAACUGUACACCAAAAUUCGAUAGCCAUAUUGCCAAGGAUAAAUGAAGGAGAAUCUGAAUAUCAUCAAUAUUUGGAGACUGGAUUCAAUUUGCCAAAUGUCAAAGAAGUGGAUUAUUUAUUGCCUCAUAGGUGUAACUCAGAAACUGUACCUUGGUGUACAAUGUGAAUACAUCGGAGAUUUUACUGGAUAUUUCCUUUGGCUUCUUGAUUUAAAAAACUCAUUCUGUUAUUUAUUAAGAGUAGGCAUCUUUGUCGUAUUUGGCUUUAUCUGUGACAUGUGAAACCAGCAUGUGAAACCUCAUUUUAUCAAGCAAUCAAUGUACAAGUGGCGCUGCAGUAUAUUUCCCUGCCACAAAGUAUUUAAAUAUGACUUAUGAGACAUUUCACAUUUUAAGCCAAUCACAAAACUGUAAAUAACUAUUUGUAUAUUGUGUAGAAUAGUCUAUUAUUAAGGCUAUCGGUCAAUUUUCCAAUCUCUGUCAAAUGAUGCCAUUCAUUUUGUUAAUCAGGGUGCAAUAUAUGUCAUAAAGAGAUUUGUUUGAAAUCAACAU
Molecule: messenger RNA, 2783 nt
Organism: Owenia fusiformis
Lineage: Eukaryota; Metazoa; Annelida; Polychaeta; Sabellida; Oweniidae
Source: the annotation of a GenBank genome assembly